Triplophysa rosa is the source of this 1592-nucleotide messenger RNA. RefSeq names its product acidic mammalian chitinase-like. Gene Ontology annotation, biological process: chitin catabolic process; carbohydrate metabolic process. The transcript has 12 exons. The record is from RefSeq and is a predicted model, not a curated record. Gene Ontology annotation, molecular function: chitinase activity; chitin binding. Lineage: Eukaryota; Metazoa; Chordata; Actinopteri; Cypriniformes; Nemacheilidae. The coding region runs from base 131 to 1477 and encodes 448 amino acids. Gene Ontology annotation, cellular component: extracellular region.
GUGGGCGAGUAAAUUUCGAGAACUUGAAAUUGAGGUACUAGUCUGAAAUCAGACAGCAGCUUGGCUUCUUCUUCAGUUGUUCGCAGCAGUAGCAGACGGACAGUCUCUCUUUGCUGACAUAACCCCCACCAUGGCUAGAUUCAUUUGUUUAGCUGGGUUUUCUUUGGCACUAUGUCAUUUUGGAUUGGCUUCCCAGCUAAUAUGUUACUUCACAAACUGGUCUCAGUACAGACCUGAUGUUGGCCAGUACUUGCCGUCUAACGUGGAUCCCCAUUUAUGCACCCAUUUAAUUUAUGCGUUUUCCAUUAUUAAUCAAGCAAAUCAACUGAGCACCUAUGAGUGGAAUGAUGAAACUCUCUACAGAUCUUUCAAUGGACUGAAGCAAAUAAACCCCAGUUUGAAAACUCUCUUGGCUGUGGGAGGAUGGAACUUUGGUACAGCUCAGUUUAGUAUCAUGGUGUCCACCCCGGCAAACAGACAGACCUUUAUUCAGUCUUCCAUAAACUUUUUGAGGACUCAUGGCUUUGAUGGUCUUUGCCUGGACUGGCAAUAUCCUGGUUCCCGUGGAAGCCCUCCAGAAGACAAGCAAAGAUUCACACUGCUCUGCGAAGAGCUUCUGGAAGCUUAUGAGGCAGAAGGUGAUGCCACUGGACGGCCCAGACUCCUGCUCACUGCUGCUGUUUCUGCUUGGAAGGAAACCAUUGAUGAUGGUUAUGAAAUUGCAGAAAUUUCUAAUUAUUUGGACUUCAUCAAUGUCAUGACCUAUGACUUUCAUGGCUCAUGGGACUGUUUCACUGGACAUAACAGUCCCAUGUAUCCCGGGUCUGAAGACACAGAAGACAACAUCUACUUCAAUACUGAUUUCGCCAUGACAUACUGGAGAGAUCAGGGCGCCCCUGUGGAGAAACUAAGGAUGGGAUUUGCAACAUACGGACGGACGUUCAGUCUGACGUCCACGGCCAGUGGUGUUGGAGCUCCAGCUAAUGGCCCUGCUUCAGCGGGAACAUAUACCAGAGAGGCCGGAUUCUGGUCCUAUUAUGAGAUCUGCACCUUCCUUAACGGAUCAGCAAGACAAUGGAUCCAUGAUCAGAAAGUUCCAUAUGCAACCAAAGGAGAAGAGUGGGUGGGCUUUGACAACAAUUUGAGCUACGAGACAAAGGUUCAAUACUUAAAGGAGAAUCGGUUUGGAGGAGCGUUUGUCUGGGCUCUGGAUCUCGAUGACUUUACGGGACAGUUCUGUGAGCAGGGCAAAAGUCCUCUCAUCAGACACCUGCGUCAGCUUCUUGACAUCGAACAUAUCCCUGUAAAUGGCUUAUGUGCAGGCAGGCCAGACGGGGUGUACGCAAACCCAGCUGACCAGACGUCCUUUCUUCAUUGUUCCCAUGGCAGAACUUUUGUAAAGCCAUGUCCUUCAGUGCUCGUCUUUAAUGUCAACUGCUUGUGCUGUGACUGGCCUAGCAAUGUGAAUGGGUCUUGAUAAUACUUUCUACAAUUGGGAAUUAUACACUUUACCUUUAUUUUCUUAUAUUAAUACUAUGCUACGUUAUGCAAGUCUAUCUAAACUUUCUAAUUAAAAUGAACCUGAUUUAAGA